AGCCACUGCUGCCUUUGUCAAGUUCUGCUCCUGGGCACUCUCAUUGGGCCCUGACUACCUACCAACUGCCAUGCCCGAGGAGACCCAAGAAGACACCGUGUUGCCAAUGCAGAACCAGAGGAACAGGGGAACACUGGCUCCUAACCACGUGCAGGAGGUGCGUCUGCACCGAGUGGAGUCCAUCAGUGACCUACACAGUGGAGGCUCACUGCGGCCCUGUCUGGCUGAAGAGGCACAGGCAUGGGAGGAGCUUCUGGGUGUCUUACCGCCAUCACUGUGCACCCAAGCUGGUUGCAGCCCCGUGUGUGGCCGUGGGGGGUUCCUUCUGCUGCUGGCACUGCUGGUGUUCACCUGCCUGGCACUAGCCAUUGUGGCUGUCUACCUAAGUGUGCUGCAGAGCGAAUCCCUGAGGGUGUUGGCUCACACGCUGCGCACACAAGAGGAGACUCUGCUCAAAUUGCGUCUGGCUAGCCUCAGUCAGCUAAGGAGGCUCAACUCCAGCGAGGCUCGGGCACCCAGCUGAGAUGCCAUCUGCAUGUGAGACUGUGAGGGGGAGGGAGGACUUUUGGCAGGUCUCUGUUCUCCCACUGAUGGCCUCAUCUACACUACUCCUUGGUGAGAUUUCUGUACAAGCCUGAUAUAACUCCACAGCUGCCUGUCUCUCUUCACCUCUUCAGGCCAGGCUUGACCAAGCCUUCUGAUGCUAAGGCCCUGCUUUGGACAGCCAAAGGUCAGAGGAUGGGGCACCAGUCUUUUCCUGGCACCUCCUGUCAGCACCCUCUGGCCACCCCCAGAUAAGAGGUUCAAAGUCUAGAAAUAGAUGCCCUGGCUCAGCCACCCACUCUGCCAGGCCUCCUCGUGGGGGGUCCAGUCUCAGCUCUCAGACAAGCUAGGCUGAGUUGGGGAACUAUGUGUCCUGCCAUGGAGGACAAAGGUGGAGUAGAGAUCUAGAUGCAGCCAAACCUGGGGUGGGAGAUGGGAGAGAGGGUAGGCAAGAGACUCAGGAUGAAGGCCACAGGGGCCCAAGCAUCAUUUCUCUCUUCUCUUUAAUAAAUCAGCACACACAUCCAUUCUAGGCAGCUUUGUCUACCCUAUACCAUGGUGGCCAGACCCCCAAAGGAAGCAGCCCCAGG
Molecule: messenger RNA, 1133 nt
Organism: Mastomys coucha (southern multimammate mouse)
Lineage: Eukaryota; Metazoa; Chordata; Mammalia; Rodentia; Muridae
Gene: Lsmem2
Product: leucine rich single-pass membrane protein 2
Exons: 4
Coding region: 71-523 (150 amino acids)
Source: RefSeq, a predicted model, not a curated record